UCAGUAAAUAGUGGUGAUGUCAUGCAGGCAAGAUGGCGGAAGGGGAGGACGUGGGCUGGUGGCGGAGCUGGCUGCAGCAGAGCUACCAGGCAGUCAAGGAGAAGUCCUCCGAAGCCUUGGAGUUCAUGAAGCGAGACCUGACAGAGUUCACGCAGGUGGUGCAGCAUGACACGGCCUGCACCAUUGCGGCCACGGCCAGCGUGGUCAAGGAGAAGCUCGCUACCGAAGGCUCUUCGGGGGCAACAGAGAAAAUGAAGAAGGGGUUGUCUGACUUCCUAGGAGUGAUCUCCGACACCUUUGCUCCCUCACCGGACAAAACCAUAGACUGCGAUGUCAUCACCCUGAUGGGCACGCCCUCUGGCACAGCUGAGCCCUAUGAUGGCACCAAGGCUCGCCUCUAUAGCCUGCAGUCAGACCCGGCAACCUACUGCAAUGAACCAGAUGGGCCCCCAGAAUUGUUUGAUGCCUGGCUUUCCCAGUUCUGCCUGGAGGAGAAGAAGGGGGAGAUCUCAGAGCUCCUUGUAGGCAGCCCCUCCAUCCGGGCACUCUACACCAAGAUGGUCCCAGCAGCUGUUUCCCAUUCAGAAUUCUGGCAUCGGUAUUUCUAUAAAGUCCAUCAACUAGAGCAGGAGCAGGCCCGGAGGGAUGCCCUGAAGCAACGGGCAGAACAGAGCAUCUCUGAAGAGCCUGGCUGGGAGGAGGAAGAAGAGGAGCUUGUGAGCAUUUCACCCACAUCUCCAAAAGAGGCAAAGGUUCCUGUGGCCAAAACGUCCACACCCCCUGAAGGACCACCUGGCCCCCUGAGCCCCCGUGAAGAGAAUCCGGUGACUGCAGCUGAGCCUCCCGCAGAGGUGACUCCGUCCGAGAGCAGCGAGAGCAUCUCCGUCGUCACGCAGAUUGCCAAACCUGACGCUGCAGCCGAGGCACCGGUGCUGCCCAAGGACCUGUCCCAAAGGCUCCUAGAGGCAUCUCUGGAGGAACAGGCCCUGGCUGUGGAUGUGGGUGAGACCGGCCCCCCGCCCCCAGCUCCAUUCAAGCCCCACACCCCUGCUGGCCGCCCCAGUGGCCCGGAGCCCAGGCCUCCAGCCAGAGUAGAGACUCUGAGGGAGGAGGUGCUCACAGACUUACGAGUGUUUGAGCUGAACUCGGACAGCGGGAAGUCUACACCCUCUAACAAUGGAAAGAAAGUUCCAGGCUCAAGCACGGACAUCAGCGAGGACUGGGAAAAGGACUUCGACUUGGACAUGACCGAAGAAGAAGUGCAGGUGGCGCUCUCCAAAGCGGAUGCCUCUGGGGAGGUGAGUGGGCCUGGCUGGCCUCAGGGAAGCCAGCCCCAGGGAUCCCAGUGUCUGAGGACGCUCCCUGUCAGGCCCAGCUGUCCCCUAAGGGUGGAUCCCUGCUUCUCUCUGAGAUGGCAGCUUUGGGGAGGGUGCUGGGGCCUCCCACUCAGGCCCUGCACUGUUCCCAUCAGCAGGCUUUGCUUCCCCUUCAGCUCCAGGAUGGAUGGUGGGAGAGUUUCUGACAUUAGCUCUACAUGAAAGUCACCUGAUGAGCUACUACAAAAUAUAUAGACUCUAAACCCUGCCCCACAUCUUCUGAUUCGUGGUCCCCAGAGAUGGGACCUGAACAGAUUUCCUGGCCUUGCAGCAAAAGACAGAUCUAGGGCAAGUCACUUAACCUGAGCUUCUGUUUUCCCCUCAAAAACCUAGAACUGGCCCAGGAGGCUUGUCAGUCAUGAUAGAUAAUGCACAUAGACAUGGUAGGCAUCGUGCCUCGGACGUGGGAGCACACAGUGACAUUACUGAAGCCACCACAAAACCCAUCCAGCUAGAAGCUCAGAGGCCUUCCUACUCUUACUCUUCAUUACUUGCCAGGGUCAAGAAUGGGUCAUUUUGAAUGAAAGGCAGGGGGGAAAGCUCUCACAGCUACUGUGUGACAGGACUGAGGCUCCAGCCCGGACAUCUGAUGCAAGUCAGUGUUUGUUGCACUGUCACAUGAGAACCACACGAUUCCUUCCAUCAUGUGGCUCACAUGCUGUAAAGAGGGGAACAGAUGAGAGACACAGGCAGGGCUUCGGUUUUCAUAUUGGAAAACAAGCCUGGGGAGAGGUAGAGACCUUCCCAAGAGUCUUUGGCUCCUGUGACCUCACUAUACCCAGGGCAGGGAAGGCCCCUGAUGCCCUCUCAUGUCACAGGGGCUUGAUGCCUUCUGUGUUUUUGUGGCGCUCUAUAAAACCUGACAACAUAAAUACCUAAGCAGAGUCAUUCUACCACCUCUCGUACCCGGGAUCAGCUGACAGCAGGCCAAUAGAAAGUUCCCUGGGGAGGCUUCAGUUGGGGAGUCAGGUGCUAGAGCCCCUGAGGAAGACCCUGUGAGCACCCGCAGCACAGGGCCACCUUGCUGCUGAUCCCAGUGCCACUCUCCAUUUCUCCUUAAGGGACUGACCAGCUCGGUUCCGAAGGCAAGGUGUCUCCUUCUAGCUUCCCCCCUUCCAUCAAGCUGGUGGAAGCAUUUCCUUUGGGUCUGAAGUGAUGAGAGCAGUAGACCCACCCCUUAGGCCGAGAGCAACUCUGCUCCCCAGACACAUUCCUUAAGACAGUGGUUCACUGUCACAGAGGGCAGGAGGGUAUGGCUCAAGGCAGGGCUCGCGGGCGGGGAGGGGCGGGGGGAGGCCGGGCUGCUAUUUAGGGGAGGGCUCUCCGAAAACGGAGGCAGCAAGGGGAGCUUGGGUCUGGGCUUGACUCAGAGGAGUAAAUAUGUGUUUGUGCUCUCCAUUAUCCCCUCCUUUCUGCAGCUGGAAGAUGUAGAGUGGGAGGACUGGGAAUGAGGGGAGCCAGAGCGUGCAGCUCCCCCGCCCACAGAACCUCCCACCCCCUCGCUCGUCUCAGCCCAGCCCUGGAAGACACUGACUGAGAAUGUCCCCCCAAUGGCCUCUGUCAAUCAGAGCUCUGGGCACAGAUUCUGGGUGGCUCCUUGCUGGUCCUUUGGGCCUCUGCUCACGUCUGGGAAGGGGCUCACUAAAUCCAAACCAGGAACUCUGACUUGUGCCAACCAUAGGAUGACUUAAGGGGGAGGAGACCUACCCGCCUCACCAGAAGAGCCUACUUUUCUCUGCUGAACACCCACUGUUCUCGGAGACUCUUGCUGGGAAGUCCCAAGGGAUAACUCUAGCCCUCUACCUGUGUAGACAGAAGCUAAGCAGCAGUCUCUUGGAGGACGGUGAUACAACGCUCUGUCCACCCAUAAGCAGGCAAGGAAGGCCAGCCUACCUGUCCUUGGCUAGACAGGGAUGGGAGGCAUGUUCUGGUUCCUAGCCCAGUGAGUAAGAGGCAUUCGUCUCUGGGAAGCUUGCCUCUGUCGGGGAUCUCCCCCUUCCAGGCAUUUUCCAGUCCCAGAGAGGUUCCUUGUGGUUCCGAAUCUAGAGACCAAACCCUGAGUUCCCACCUCCUUCUUUUUGUCCGGCCCAGGCUGGUAUGUCCCCGAUGCCUCUCCCAGGGCUUCUUCGUGUCGGAUGCACCCAAGUCCUUAGCCCAGCUGUGCCGCCUGCAGGAGUCUGCUCUUGCGUUUCUUCCCCUCCCCAGGAAGGGAGGGCUCACUUCAGGCCCUUCUGUGCAUUGCCUGGUGGGAUACCUUGUCCAACCAGCUACCCACCUCGACCCCCUGUAGCUUAGGACACAAGCCAGCUACCAGUGGUACGGAGCAGCGCUCAAAGCCGAGUACUUACAGCGCCGGUGGGCCCACCUUCUCCGCCUCAGCCCUUCUGCUUCUUGAAGGGCUAUGCGGGGGGUGAACUUGUUGAGACUCUCAUCAGGCUUCUGCAAAAGCUCUUCUUCCUGAAGACUGACCCAGUCUUUGUGGCUCUCACCCUGCACUCUGGUCAAGCUGUUCCUCUCUUGGGGAAUGAGGGGCUGCGGGAAUUCCUGGAGACCCUGGUGCUUCAUGAUGCUGCUCUGGUGAAUCUCGUACAUAAUCUGGUGUACUCACCAAUGAUUUAAAGGGAUUGUGGUCAGGUAUGCCAAGAGAGUGGUGGUCACUUCCACGUCAAACCUUCAGUGAGGGGGUGGGAUGGAAAGAAUGUUGAAUCUUUUUUUUUUUGACGGGAUGGGGUAUUUCUCUUUGUAAUUAUUUCUUUAGUUUAAUUAACCUUUGGUUGUUUGUGCAAUAUUAUAUAUUUUAAAUUAUAAUGCCUCUCCCCAGAGUAUUUUGUAGCCAGGAAAAGAAAAAAGGAAAAAAAAAAAAAAAGAUUCUAACAGCUGUUAGUUUUGUAAUUAAAAAAGAAAGAAAAAAGAACUUUGUCCUGAACCUUUUCCAGACUUGCUGUUAACAGCAUUAAAGAGAUUCAACAGAA
Ailuropoda melanoleuca (giant panda) is the source of this 4348-nucleotide messenger RNA. It is a transcript of the gene BSDC1, whose product is annotated as BSD domain containing 1. Gene Ontology annotation, cellular component: cytoplasm. Lineage: Eukaryota; Metazoa; Chordata; Mammalia; Carnivora; Ursidae. Bases 33 to 1538 code for a protein of 501 amino acids. The transcript has 10 exons. The record is from RefSeq and is a predicted model, not a curated record.